Molecule: messenger RNA, 2715 nt
Organism: Rana temporaria (common frog)
Lineage: Eukaryota; Metazoa; Chordata; Amphibia; Anura; Ranidae
Product: chloride anion exchanger-like
Exons: 21
Coding region: 20-2458 (812 amino acids)
Biological process (GO): transmembrane transport
Cellular component (GO): membrane
Molecular function (GO): secondary active sulfate transmembrane transporter activity; bicarbonate transmembrane transporter activity; oxalate transmembrane transporter activity
Source: RefSeq, a predicted model, not a curated record
GCAACACCUCCAACAUUAUAUGGAAUACUCUUUAAUGAAAACCAUCCAGUUCUUAGUGGAAUACCAAGAAAGAGCUACAAAAAUGAGCAACAUCAGAAACUGGUUUGAUAGGAACAAUCCAUUGAAUCGAUUCAAAAAAGGAAAUGCCAACUCUACAGAAGAACCUCCAGCUGAAAAAGUGAAGAUACAUUUGGAGAAUAAAUACUUGGUGGCCAGACCCAUCUAUUCAGAUGAUGGCUUCCAUGAACAGAAUGAAAUAGUAGACAGACAUCACACCUCAAUAUUGGACCAUUUAAAGAGGACAUGUGGGUGUUCUGCUCAGAAAGCAAAGAGAAUUGCAUUUACUUAUUUUCCAAUUAUGGCCUGGCUUCCACAAUAUACAUUCAAGGAAUGGAUUCUCAGUGACAUCAUUUCUGGGGUGACAACAGGCCUUGUUGCUGUUUUGCAAGGUUUGGCAUAUGCUCUGCUAACAAAUGUACCACCAGGGUAUGGACUGUAUGCAGCAUUUUUUCCAGUUGUGGUUUAUUUCUUCUUUGGAACUUCUAGACAUAUUUCUGCUGGUCCCUUUCCUGUCACAUGCCUAAUGGUUGGCUCAGUGGUGACAAAUCUUGUAGGCAGUGCAUCCACGAGCGCCGGCAAUUCUACUGCAGGCAACAGCACAGAUGAAAAUUAUAUAAAUGAACAAAAAGUUAUGGUGGCAGCAUCUUUAACUUUUCUUGUUGGAAUAGUGCAGUUGGCUUUGGGGUUUCUGCAGUUUGGUUUUAUUGUUAUAUAUUUGUCAGAGCCAUUAAUUAAUGGAUUUACAACUGCUGCAGCCAUUGAAGUUGUGAUAUCUCAACUAAAAUAUGUUUUUGGAUUAAACAUUCCUGCUUUUAAUGGACCACUUGCCAAUUUUUAUGUGCUUAAAGCUAUUUUUGAUAAUUUACGAAUUACAAAUAUCGCAUCUCUAAUUAUUUCCAUUAUUGUAAUGGUUGUAGUUUACAUUGUGAAAGAACUCAAUGAUUAUUUUAAAGCAAAAAUGCCUGUUCCUAUUCCAAUUGAAAUCAUACUGACAAUAAUUGGUGCUGGAGUGUCUUAUGCAUUUGAUUUCCAACACAGAUUUGGUGUACAAAUUGUAGGAACAAUUCAAAGAGGUUUCCAACCUCCUGUUUCCCCAAGUACUGCUGUUUUUCAAGCAAGCAUAGCCAAUUCCAUCUCCACUGCUAUUGUUGGUUUUGCUGUGGCUUUUUCUGUGGCUCAGGUGUAUGCAGUGAAGCACAAUUAUACCAUUGAUGGUAACCAAGAAUUAAUAGCAUUUGGAUUGUGUAACGUAGUAUGUGGUGCAUUCAAAGGCUUUGUAGCAAGCACAUCGUUAGCCAGGUCAUCAGUACAAGAGAGCUCAGGAGGCAAAACCCAGAUUGCUGGGAUACUAUCAGGUGUAAUAGUUUUGAUAGUAACACUCGCUCUCGGAUAUCUUUUGGAACCUCUACCAAAGGCUGUUCUUGCAGCUAUUAUUAUCAUAAACUUGAAAGGAAUGUUGAUGAAAUUCAAUGAAAUUCCUAUAUUGUUAAGGAGGGAUAAGUAUGAUUUGGUUGUGUGGGUGGUAACAUUUUGGGGUUCAGUCAUUCUUGGCCUGGAUAUUGGGCUUGCAGUGGGUGUUGGAAUUGAGCUGCUGACAGUGGUUUUCCGCGUACAGUUCCCGAAAUAUGCAUUAUUAGCUAGCGUUAGAAGAACAGAUAUCUAUAAAGACAAAAAGGAUUACAGUGAUAUCUAUGAGCUAGAUGGAGUGAAAAUAUUCAGAUGCCCAUCUCCUGUCUUUUUUGCUAACAUUGAUGCCUUUAAAGAAAAACUUAUUACCUGUGUUGGUUUUAAUCCACUGUGGCUCCUUCGUAAACGCAAUAAGGCUCUCAGGAAAAUUACAAAAUUAGUCAAAAAAGGAGAAUUACGUAUGACACCGAAAGGUUUGGUCCCAACAUCAAAUGACAUCGAUAUAUCUGAUGAUGAAGAACUACACAAUAACAGAAUAGAAGAGUUGGAUGAACCCCCUGAGGAUUUGCCCAUUGAAGUGAACUGGAGUCAAGAUCUUCCCAAUAACAUUCUAGUUCCAAAAAUUGAUCUCCACACAUUAAUUCUGGAUUUUACAACAGUGUCAUUUAUUGAUAUGUCAGGAAUGAAGGUUCUUAAAGCGAUAUUAAAGGAAUUCAAUAAAGUAGAAGUGGAUACAUAUAUUGCGGGUGCUGAUUGUUCCAUUCUGGACAAAUUAAAGAGAAGUGAAUUUUUUGAUAAAGACAUCAAAACAUCAAUAUUUUAUGUCACUGUCCACGAUGCAGUUUUACAUGUACUUGAAGCAAAAGGCAUAGAGGAUGCAUUCAAGUGUGACCCAGAAAAGGAUCCUGGAACCAUUUUAUCUUUAUAUGGUGUUACAAAUGGAACCAACUACAUCCAAGACCACGUUGUCUCCUCUGAAACGAAAUUCUAAUCUGUUGACUGUAUUAUAAAAAUAUCAAUGAAACGUUUUCUGCUGGAAUCACAAAUGUUUUAUAUUAUACAGUAUAUGAUGAGUAAAAAUGAAUCCUAAAUACAUCAAUCUGUUAUCUAUGCUAUGUUCCCUAAUAUGUUAUCUAUGUUAUGUUCCCUAAUAUGUUAUCUAUGUUAUGCCAUUAUUGUUAAUAGGAAUCAUUGUGUACAUUAUUAUCCUUUACCAACAUAUGCAAUACAAUACAGCCUUGGCAAGUG